Messenger RNA from Cricetulus griseus (Chinese hamster), 2680 nucleotides. The record is from RefSeq and is a predicted model, not a curated record. Lineage: Eukaryota; Metazoa; Chordata; Mammalia; Rodentia; Cricetidae.
UACUUUCUUACUGUUUUAGGAGCCAUGUUUGAGCAAGACUAUGGGAAGGUCAACUCCGUUCUGGAGACCCUUGUAAGGAGAUGAGUUGUUGAGCAGAGGCCAGGAUGAAGUUGCUGCCAGGAGUGGGCGUGUUUGGGACUGGCAGCUCAGCCCGGGUCCUAGUGCCGCUGCUUCGGGCAGAGGGGUUCACUGUGGAGGCCCUGUGGGGGAAGACCGAGGAGGAAGCAAAGCAGCUGGCUGAGGAGAUGAACAUCACCUUUUACACCAGCCGCACUGAUGACGUCUUGCUGCACCAAGAUGUAGACCUGGUGUGCAUCAACAUCCCCCCUCCACUCACCCGGCAGAUAUCCGUGAAGGCUCUAGGAAUCGGGAAGAAUGUGGUCUGUGAGAAGGCUGCAACCUCAGUGGAUGCCUUCCGGAUGGUGACAGCAUCUCGUUACUACCCACAGCUGAUGAGCCUGGUUGGGAAUGUGCUGCGCUUCUUGCCUGCUUUUGUGCGCAUGAAGCAACUGAUCGCAGAGCACUAUGUCGGGGCGGUGAUGAUCUGCGAUGCCCGAAUCUACUCCGGGAGCCUGCUCAGCCCCAGCUAUGGCUGGAUAUGUGAUGAGCUCAUGGGUGGUGGGGGCCUGCACACCAUGGGUACCUAUAUUGUGGACCUGUUGACCCACGUGACUGGCCGGAAAGCCGAGAAGGUGCAUGGUCUACUCAAGACCUUUGUGAGGCAGAAUGCCACCAUCCGUGGCAUCCGGCAUGUCACCAGUGAUGACUUCUGUUUUUUCCAGAUGCUCAUGGGUGGGGGGGUAUGCAGCACAGUGACACUCAACUUCAACAUGCCAGGUGCCUUUGUACAUGAAGUCAUGGUUGUAGGCUCAGCAGGUCGCCUUGUUGCCCGGGGAGCUGACCUCUAUGGGCAGAAGAACUCUGCCACACAGGAGGAGCUGCUGGUGAGAGACUCACUGGCUGUGGGUGCAGGGCUCCCUGAGCAGGGUCUCCAGGAUGUCCCACUGCUCUACUUGAAAGGUAUGGUCUAUAUGGUGCAGGCCUUGCGCCAAUCCUUCCAGGGGCAGGGGGAUCGCCGUACCUGGGACCGCACCCCUGUCUCUAUGGCUGCCUCAUUUGAGGACGGACUAUAUAUGCAAAGCGUGGUGGAUGCUAUUAAAAGGUCAAGCCGAUCUGGAGAAUGGGAGACUGUGGAAAUGCUAACAGAGGAGCCAGAUGCCAACCAGAACCUAUGUGAAGCACUUCAGCGGAACAACCUGUGAGCCUACACAUGACCUCCCUCCCUUGGGGGCAGAGGGACUGGGGAGGGGACUGGGGGCUGUGCUUGGCUAUAGCAGAGACAGUGUCUUUUGUUUAAUAAAUUAGCUUGGGCCAGGCCUUGGAGCCCACUGAAGGUGACCCAGGAAAAAGCCCAUCCAUCCAUCAUUGACUCCUCAGACUUGCCAGGCAGCAGGUGCUGCAUCUCAGGCUAGCACUAUAUGUGGAUCGGGCUGUGGCCUGACCCUGUGGUUCUACCAGUGAGCAGGGACAGUAAGAGAUCAGUCUGGGCUGUUCAGCCUGAUUUGUGAUCUGUCAGGAUGAGAAAGCCCAAUAAAAGGAACCAGCUUGGUUGAGUCCUGAGGGGAGAUGGCAAGAAGCCGUGCCCGUCUUGGACUGGGGCGUCUUAGGACUGGUGAAGGCAACAGGCCAUCUCACAGAAAAGGUGGGUCUUUACCCACCCUCCCAUGUGAUCAGACCCUCUCAGGCCUCAAGCAGGCCCUUCCCACAGAAAAGGAGAUUUCUGUAUCAUACAUAGGGAGGAGGGCCCCUGACUUGGUAGAGAGGAGACAAAGGGGAACUGUAGAACAUCUCAGAAAUGUCAGUAAAUAAGCCAGAAAAAAUGUGACAUCAUAGUGUGUGGUCGUUUGUUUGGGGUUGGGUUUCUUUAAUACUGGAAUGCUUGUUUAUUACUAUAGAUUGGUUGUUUUCCCCCUUUUCUCAUGGACUACACAGCAGCUCUGAGCUAAUGACUUAGCUCAUGGCUGAGUCCCAGAAGUUCUCCAAAUGUUUUUAGUAGAUAGGGUGCGAGGCUUCCUAUUAGGGGGCUGCCAAACCUGCCAUUUCAAGAAGAUAGGAGGAGCCUGGAGCCCCUAGGCUGGCGGCCACGGAAGGUUCUUGUUUUUCAAGAUUUGUUAUUUAUUUAUAUGUAUGCAUGUCUCUCACUGUGUGAGUGUACACAUGAGUGAGGUGCCCAAAGAGGCCAGAAGAUGGCAUCAGAUUUCCUGGAGCAGGAAGUCGUGAACCACCUGAUGUGAAUGCUGGGAAUCGAACCUGGAUCCUCUGUCAAAGCAGUGAGCAGCUUUAACUGCUGAACCCCCUCCAGCUCUAGUGUUCUGUUCUUGAAGCCAUGGUGUGGCUUCAGGAGAGUCCUCAAGGAGGAGCUCAAGGAAGAAGGUGCCUGUAUGUGUCCUUUGCCAAUAUGCUGGAUUGGGAAGCCGCUCAUCUUCCUCCUUCAAGUCCUGGGCUCCUUGCCAAAAAGGCCGGGGGCGGGGGCUUCCUCUUCCUCUUGGCAUCACUUGUAGAAACCAUCAUGCCCAUUUCCCUGCAGUGUCCCGAUUUCAAACAUUGUCUUUUGUGAGGUAAAAUCAGGUUGGAGUACUGUUGGUGUUCUGAUUGCCCAAAGUAAACCAUUUUAUGCAGA